GCACCUCAACAUUCUCACAUUCCAUCACCAAAGCAGUGUAGUUUUCCGUUGUCACUGCCAUGGCUUUCAAAAAAGUACUAUUCCAAUAUUUCACUCUGGCUUUGUGUCUUGUCUUCGCAUUUUGUGCUUUUGAGGGCAAUGCUCGCACUCUCGAAGAUGCUCCAAUGCGUGAGAGGCAUGAGCAGUGGAUGGCUAUACAUGGAAAAGUCUACACGCACUCUUAUGAGAAAGAGCAGAAAUACCAGACAUUCAAAGAAAACGUGCAACGUAUAGAAGCCUUUAACAAUGCGGGAAACAAACCUUACAAGCUAGGCAUCAACCAUUUUGCUGAUCUCACAAACGAGGAAUUCAAAGCCAUAAAUAGAUUCAAGGGUCAUGUGUGCUCCAAAAUAACACGGACACCCACAUUUAGGUAUGAAAAUAUGACAGCAGUGCCAGCUACAUUGGAUUGGAGACAGGAAGGAGCUGUCACACCCAUCAAGGACCAAGGCCAAUGUGGAUGUUGCUGGGCAUUUUCUGCUGUGGCAGCAACAGAAGGAAUCACCAAGCUGAGUACUGGCAAAUUGAUUUCUUUAUCAGAACAAGAGCUUGUUGAUUGUGACACAAAGGGUGUGGACCAAGGUUGUGAAGGGGGUCUUAUGGACGAUGCCUUCAAAUUCAUCUUGCAAAACAAAGGACUCGCCGCAGAAGCCAUUUACCCUUAUGAGGGUGUUGAUGGAACAUGCAAUGCAAAAGCAGAAGGUAACCAUGCAGCUAGCAUUAAGGGGUACGAGGAUGUCCCUGCUAACAGUGAGAGUGCACUGCUCAAAGCCGUUGCUAACCAACCAGUUUCUGUGGCUAUUGAAGCUAGCGGUUUUGAGUUUCAAUUUUAUUCAGGUGGUGUGUUCACUGGAUCAUGUGGCACUAACUUGGAUCAUGGUGUCACUGCUGUGGGGUAUGGAGUAAGUGAUGAUGGAACUAAGUAUUGGUUGGUUAAGAAUUCAUGGGGAGUAAAGUGGGGUGAUAAAGGAUACAUUAGGAUGCAAAGAGAUGUUGCUGCUAAAGAAGGCUUGUGUGGCAUAGCAAUGUUGGCUUCUUACCCCAAUGCAUAAUUGCUAUACUUUGUUACUACUAUAUAUUUCAUGUGCAAUUAAGUACAAACCAUCAGAAGUGUGUUAUUGCUGAUAUUUAUAGGUUUGAAGAAAUUACAAGUGGUAGAUUCAAACCUUGUAAAUUACAAGAAGUGAUAGAUUCAAAACCUUGUAUCACAAUUGUUGAAAAAUAUCAUGUAUAAUUAUACUUGUUUAUUAUAUCUAUCUAUAUCAAGGAAAUUAAAUAUU
Glycine soja is the source of this 1319-nucleotide messenger RNA. Its product is annotated as senescence-specific cysteine protease SAG39-like. Gene Ontology annotation, cellular component: lysosome. NCBI's taxonomy places the organism in Eukaryota, Viridiplantae, Streptophyta, Magnoliopsida, Fabales, Fabaceae. The transcript has 2 exons. Gene Ontology annotation, molecular function: cysteine-type endopeptidase activity. The record is from RefSeq and is a predicted model, not a curated record. The coding region runs from base 60 to 1091 and encodes 343 amino acids.